Molecule: messenger RNA, 381 nt
Organism: Saitoella complicata NRRL Y-17804
Lineage: Eukaryota; Fungi; Ascomycota; Saitoellomycetes; Saitoellales; Saitoellaceae
Exons: 3
Source: RefSeq, a predicted model, not a curated record
CGUCUCCGCAUGUCUGCCUGGCUUCGACCUCUCACGAACUCUCGUAUCUGCCUCGUCAGCAACCUCGAAUCAAUCAACCCUUUGUCACCGCACUCUAGCGCGCGUCAGCUUCUCGUCACACAUACCGAGGCCCUGCCUGAUCCGUUCGAAAAUUAACGCUGAGGCAACCCUGCGUACUCCAGCGCUCGACCAGCCCGCAAUCACGGCGCAUUAGCACGAACUGUCACCGCCUCCUCGCCUACGCUUGACCAGCCGUCGGUAGCAAGUCAACAACAGCAGAUCAGAUAUAAGGCCUGACCACGGCCCGCCAACUUUCUUGUCCUCACCUUUCUCUACGACAAGCACUUGGACAAGAAGUACCCGCAGGCCGGACUCAGUCAU